AACCUACACCACAGUUACUAAGAGGAUAAAUAGACUGAACUUCCGUCUGAACAAGCCACUGAAUAUAGAAGACUUGAUACAGGAGGCAGCAUGGGAGACCUUACUUUUCUCUCCGGAUUGCUGGCCAAAGUGUCAGAGCACUCGACGGUGGUGGGGAAGGUGUGGAUGACUGUUCUGUUCCUCUUCCGCAUCAUGGUGCUGGGUGCCAGCAUCGAGAGCGUCUGGGGGGACGAGCGGUCCAAUAUGGUAUGUGACACCACGCGUACGGGCUGCGAGAGCAUGUGCUACAACUGGAUGUUCCCCAUCUCUCAUGUGCGCUUCUGGGUGCUGCAGAUCAUCUUCGUGUCCGUCCCGACCCUGCUCUACCUGGGCCACGCCAUGCACGUCAUCUCCAAGGAGAGGAAGCUGCGUGAGCAACUGAAGAAAGAUGAGGCGUCCUUGGUCGUCAAGAGACCGAAGUACACGGACGAGAGCGGCAAGGUGUACAUCAGAGGGGUGCUCCUGCGCACCUACAUGGCUCAGCUGUUCUUCAAGAUCCUGCUGGAGGUGGGCUUCAUCCUGGGCCAGUAUUACCUCUACGGCUUCUUCAUGAUGCGCGAAUUCGACUGCAAACAGUAUCCUUGCACCAAGACGGCGCAGUGCUUCGUAUCCCGGCCGACUGAGAAGACGGUCUACAUCAUCUUCCAGUUGGUGGUGGCCUGCUUUUCUGUGUUCCUCUGCAUCCUGGAGGGCUUCUACCUGCUCUGCAAAAACAUGAAGAGCCGGAGUAGCCCCACUAUCCACCACCACCAGCCUCUCCUGAGCCCGGCUCCAGGCUCCGGAACCACCACCCCUCUACCCCAUUGGCAGCCACACAUGGUUGCCAUGGAAACCAUUCACCAGAACAACACCAAUGCCUCCUACGAAGGCGAGAAGCGUCUAUGAUUCCGAAGUCACUGAGGGGACAUUUAUUGCUGGUCAGCAAGGUGUGAAUGACAAUAUGACAUUGUUAUCGUUCAGGGGUUCAUGAUGUCUCAUUUUUUCCACAAAUUUUCACUGCUCUGUGUUGUUUUUAGGUCAUAGAGGUGUGGAAAUUUGGGGGUCCACAUCGUGUGCAGAGUGUGUGUCUUACAGUAUAUGUGUCCCAAAACAAGUUUCAUUUCACUACAUUCAGUGUUUUUUUGUUUUUUCCCCUUAUAAAGCACUUUAUGAGGUAGAUGUGUUACUAUUAAGUUGAUUGUGUAUGUUCUUUUAAGAUUAGCAUUUGUAUGACAUGACUAUACUUGACUGACUGGGUUUUGCAAUAGGCCUACUACCAACAUACUAUCCUGACAUCUCAAAAAAUCUCUUAUCCCUUUAGAUAAAUUACAGUUUGCCAUGUCUUUUGAGUUUGCCAUGUUUUUAGAGCUUGCCAUGUCUUUUGAUUUUGGUUUUGUCUUGUCAGUGUCCUAUUUCUUACUCGGUGUGUGUGGAUUUGUGAUAAUUUCCCAGUUACUUCCCUUUAGUGUGUUUGAAUGAAUAAAGUUCUUCUGAAUUCUGUCCGUGGACAUUAGCUCUGUGGAUUACUUCCUGGGUUUUGGUGAAACGGGAGGGACAGAGGAAGCCAUGACACACUCUCCACCAGUGACACUGGCACAUACAGUACUAUUUCAUGUGGCGUCAAGCACCUUCAAACACUGAACAUUUCAACUCAUUUCAAGCAGGUGCACGUGUGUGUCAUCCGGUGGCAAACAGUUGACAUGUAGGGCCUAGUGUACAUAAAGACGCCACUGUUUUAUGCCUGUUACCAGAAGUCAUGCUUCACUUCAAAAUGGAACUUGUUUUACUUUGCGGUGAAACAUGCUGAUUAAAAGGGGUAAAUGGACUGGAGAUAAACAUGAUGCCACACCUUUUCUGCUUCAAUUAUCAGGAUUUGUCUGGUUUGGUUCUUUAUGAUGUUAACACCCUGCAAUAUGGCAAAGGUCAAUGCCACUACUCCCCCAAAUCAUUACAUAUUGCCACAGGGUGGCAGUAAAGCAACACAACAUAGAGAGAGAUCAGUUUUGAAGAUUUGAAAAUGGACAGUGGAAAAGGACUGAAAUGGACAGUAGUUUUCUAUUUGUGAGUACACUGCUGGGCCAUACUGGACUUUCAGAACGCAGUAUCCCUCCAUACUGGUAAACUGAGAAAAAAAGGCUUUAAAGUUUCCUUUCUGGGCGCGCAACUGUGUUGGAGGUAAAGUGAUGAUGACACUUCCAUAUAAUACUUUUUUAUGGUGGAAAUGUAUGCACACAAGAAAAAAACAAA
Engraulis encrasicolus (European anchovy) is the source of this 2265-nucleotide messenger RNA. Its product is annotated as gap junction Cx32.2 protein-like. The transcript is spliced from 2 exons. NCBI's taxonomy places the organism in Eukaryota, Metazoa, Chordata, Actinopteri, Clupeiformes, Engraulidae. The record is from RefSeq and is a predicted model, not a curated record. Gene Ontology annotation, biological process: cell-cell signaling. Gene Ontology annotation, cellular component: connexin complex. Bases 91 to 924 code for a protein of 277 amino acids. Gene Ontology annotation, molecular function: gap junction channel activity.